Messenger RNA from Arabidopsis thaliana (thale cress), 750 nucleotides. RefSeq lists its product as uncharacterized. NCBI's taxonomy places the organism in Eukaryota, Viridiplantae, Streptophyta, Magnoliopsida, Brassicales, Brassicaceae. The transcript is spliced from 4 exons. The coding region runs from base 1 to 750 and encodes 249 amino acids. The record is from RefSeq and is marked reviewed.
AUGAUCCUAGCUGUCGAAUGCAGCUUGAUCUUAAUCAGAGGAAUGAAGGUUCUACUGGGAUUCUCGAAAGAGCUCCUUUUGUUCUUCUCUUUGGUUUGGAGUGAGAGGAAGUAUCGGAAGGUGCCUUGUUCAGCACACUCCUCUGCUUUGCUUUGCUUUUCCGAGACCAGCUAUUUGCGAUCGAAGUUGAAUAGUUCCUAUGAAGAUGCGUCGGACCGUUCCCUAAAUUAUUCACUUCCUCACAACCGAGCCCUUCGAGUCUUUGUCCUGAAAACAGUUCCUUCUUCGCAUCUCUCAAGUGAGAAGGAUUUGGUCUCAUCUCUUCCUCUCCUUUUAGUCGAGACUCUUCCUGGAAAGCCUAAACCCUCACUCUUCCAAGUGGACAUCAAUCCCGGAAUAGUAAACAAAAAGAGGCUUGCAGGUCUAGUCGCAUACCCCUAUCGUCUUAUUGUUCUAUUCGUUGCAGUGGUAAACUCAUUGAAUACUCAAAUAUGGUUUAGUCACACCCUUAGUGUACAUUCUGAUUCAAUAGCAAACAGAGCAUUCUUUGCUUCUGAUUCCAUUCCUGAAAACAAUUCUAUCGGCGAAUCGAGGAACUCUCCCCACAGCUUUGCUUAUUCGUGCAAAGAUCCAGCAUUCCUUCACUUAUCAUAUAGAAUAACGAUCGACAAGUCCAGAGUGUGCACCAACGAGAGAUUGAAGUACGCUUGCAAGAUUCUCCGAAUAGCAGCAUUCUUCUCUACUAUGUGA